Molecule: messenger RNA, 3687 nt
Organism: Prorocentrum cordatum
Lineage: Eukaryota; Dinophyceae; Prorocentrales; Prorocentraceae
Source: the annotation of a GenBank genome assembly
AUGCAGUGGCAGGCGCCUCCGAACCUUCCUCUGUGGCUGGUUCUCUGGUUGCAGCUCGGCGAGUUCGUGCAAGAAAAGCUCUCGCAGGCCGUGCGGGAGCGCGAAUGCCCCGCCUGGGAGCCUGCUGCGCAGGAGUGCCCCGCGCCCGCGCCCGAGCCCCCAGCAGGCUGGGAGCGUGGCCCGCUGCUGUGGUGGGCGGGGCAGGUGCUCGGCGGCGCCGCGUGGCACGUGUGGCAGGCGCGGCGAGGACAGGAGUUCUGGCGUGAGGCGGCCGUGGGCUCGCGGGCCCGCGUGAGCUAUUCAGAUGAUGACGUGGAUCACGAGAGACAUCUGCUGUGGCCAGCUCGACGUGUAUGCGAAGACGGGUCGGGCAUAGAGGACGACGAAGUCUGGUGGGUUCUCUCUCCCGACGGAGACGUGUGGAAGGAGCGGCUCGACGGAGAAGAUCCUCUCACGGGCCCCAGCGGGGCUCGGCCGAUGCCGAACGUAGGCUACCCGUUGCUUGGCGCUCGGCGGCUUUACAAGUCCAGGGAGAGACCGAGUCACGAGCAGAUCAUGACGCUAAGCAAGGGGUGCCGCGACGUCGAGACGGCGAGGGGACAGAAGCUGGAGCAAUGGCCAAAGUACGUUAUCGGGGACGACGGUCAUCGAACGGAGCUGUCGGCUGUUCUGCGUGCACCUCGAGGUGAUCUGGCUCAGCUUGUGGACGUCUCACCCCCUUCCGACACGAUCUGGGUGCUGAUGGAGUCAGGCGGCGGACGGGCCAUAGGCGAGGAAGUGCACAUGACACCGACGGACGUGAUUACUGGAAGCGACGGGCUGAAGUUCAUGGGCUCGGAGGUGUCUCGAGUGCGUCGGGUGGGUGUCGGUAGUGCACCCGCCUUGGCCAUUGAGCAGAUAGCGCGCCUGCGCCGAGCCAUAGACGUAUUGGAGCCUCAGGACCAGCUCGGGCUGAACACUAGCGAGACCGCGGGCGAGGCUGGCAGUGGAGAGGAGCGUAUAGCGACCAGUAGCGUAGGCGACGUGAGGACCCUCAGCGUGGACUUCGACGGGCACGGGGAAAGGUUCAAGGCCAUGUACAAGAGCGGGGGCGACCCGAUGCGCUGGCUGGCCGAGUGGAGCCGAGAGCACCGCAUCGAGCGCACGGAUCGGAUCUACCACGAGCUGGAGGUUCUCUGCCUGAGCUUGGGCGGUCUGCGGUCGCUGGAGAGGCUCGCGAGGCGAAUUCAGGCGGUUGACAGCCUCAAUUGGCUGGCAGGGGCAUCCGCGGGGUCUUCCACGACGCCCGUGGCGGCCGCGCAGCUCGACGUCGCGCAGCGCAUCGAUGGGCAGGUGAACGACGUCGCGCAGCCGAUGCGGGGCGUGGGGCUGCAGCCUCCGCAUUCAGCCUUGCGGGAGUUGAUGCGAGGGAGGCGCCCGCGCUUCGCGAGCUGCUUCGGGGGCGGGCGCGCCAGUGCGUGGAUGGGGCAGGGCGAGCGCAUGCUGCGGGGCCACGAGAGCGCGCUCGAGGCGCUGGAGCGUUGUCCGCGGGCGCCCUUCAGCGAACCAUCGCUGGUGCGGAGCCGGCGGCGGUACGGUGACUUUGUGAGGGAUCUCGCGAAACGUGGGCUGGUGUCAUGUGCACGUCAGGUCUCGGAGACGGUGGGCAUCUUUUUCGCGUGGAGCAACGCUUGGUUGAUAGGUCCCCCGUCGGUGCAGUUGCUGACAGCGGAGGGUCUCUCGGCCUUCGAACUCGAGGAGGACGGGGGCGCCGAGGGCCAUCUGCAGGCGGCCUUCCAGGCGGCGCUCAAGGACGUGGAGUUCUCGGCGGGGGUGGCGGACGUGAAGGGCGCCUUCCACCGCGUGCGGCUGCCGCCCUGGAUGAAGCGCUUGUUCGGCCUGCCCGCCCUGGAGGCCGGGGACGUCAGGCUCCACGGGGCGAUGCUGGAGGGGAAGGUGCUCGGCUACGACGACGUCAUCUUCCCUGUCCCCGAGGCUCUCCCGAUGGGACGUACGUGGAGCCUGUGCCUGUGCCAGAGCGUGGCGGAGCUCCGCUGUCAGUUCGCGCCGAGCCUUCGCGACGGCGCGCCCCUCAGCGACGUGGGGAAGCCAUUGGUGCUCAGGUUGGCGGCGGGCACGGCGCAGAUCGAGCACUACGUGUACGUCGACAACAUAGGCGUGAUCGGGCAGAACGGGGGGCGCGUGAGCAGCAGCCUCGACGAGCUGGCGCAGGCCUUCGAGGCCGUGGGUCCACGCGUCCACGGGCGUGAGGUUCGGUGUGACGGCAUCGAGGUGCUCGGCGUGGUGCUGGGCGGCCAGAGGCUGCAGACGCGCCCGACGUCGAAGAGGGGAGAGGACGUGGCUCUCUGUGUUGACGAAGGCGAGAAGGCCUUGACCGAAUCCACGCUGCCCAGGGGUGACUACGAGAUGGACCCGGAGUUCCGUGAGGCCGUUGUUGACGCCCCGGACACUGCCGAGGGCUCGGCCGACGGCGACGGGCCCUUCCCCAGCAGCGGAGCCAUCGUCGGCGUCGCGGCUGAGGGUGCUCACGUGGGAGAGAGCUCGAGGCGCGCCACUGGGAAGCGGGCUCGGUCUGCUGGGGAGAGCUUGGGCGGCGCUACCAGCGAGUCCGAGGCCGCCGUCGAGCUCAAGCGGCGGAGGACACUGGUGAGGCUUGUGAAGAGGCGGCACCUGGCGGUAGCUCGCGCGAUCGAGGACGGGGUGUCGCUCGACCGAUACUUGAGAGUGGUCGGGCAGCUGAAGCAGAGGUCAGGCCGCCAGGACUUUUUCGAGAUGCCAGCGGAGACGAUGGACGCCUGCCUGGACCACUACUUCACCUCGCUGUACCUGCUGGGCAAGCAGGCUUCGACGGGGAUGUAUGUCGCGGCGGCGGUGAACCACAUCUACCCAAAGUUUGGACGCCUGGGGGCAGACACACUACGCCCUGGCGACAUAGUGAAACCAGGAGGUGGCAGUCAGCACUGGGGGCUCCUCAUGCACCCCCAGGAGCGAGAAACGCCCGACAAAGUGGGGGAGUUCGACCUGAGCGUGAGGCUGGACUCCUCGUGGCUACGGUGGAUCGGGCCAGUCCUGAGCGAGAUGCAGAUGCUCGGUCCUCGGAAGCCUGUGUGGGACUUCGACUACCCCGAGCUGCUGCGCAAGAUGAAGGCGGCCUGCCGCAGGAUGCAGCUGCGGCCCGUCACGCCGUGUCAGGCGGGGCACUCGGGGGCGAGCAUCGACCGUGCCAGCGGCGAGAGGACGCAGGCAGAGGUGCGGCGGCGGGGAGGUUGGCGCCAGUUGAUGAACAUGGCGCGCUACGAGAAAAGCGCGCGCCUCGGGCAGCGCGCGCAGAUGCACGGGCCGAUGCUGGAGGCGUACGGCGACCAGUGCUUGCGCGAGCUGGAGCAUCCAGCCCUCGCCGAGCGGUGCAAAGCGCUCCUGAUCGGGGACGGGCUGGCCACGAUCGGGUCGGGCCUCGCCGAAAGUGGGGUGCCUACCCGGAUGUGGCGAGGCGACGCCCUCGGUGACGAGCGGCUGGGCGCGCCCUUGGAGCGCCGCCUUCAGGCGCACCUGCGGCGUGGUGAGGUAGCCGCGCUUUUCCUGUCGCCCGCGGUACCGUCGGCAAACAAAGCUACAGGUAGAUACCGCAGGGACGCCGGCUCUGGCCACAUCUCGUUAGCCAACCCGAUGUGCCAGAUAGUUUCGUGA